Cryptococcus amylolentus CBS 6039 is the source of this 1092-nucleotide messenger RNA. RefSeq lists its product as hypothetical. The transcript has 3 exons. The coding region runs from base 1 to 1092 and encodes 363 amino acids. The record is from RefSeq and is a predicted model, not a curated record. NCBI's taxonomy places the organism in Eukaryota, Fungi, Basidiomycota, Tremellomycetes, Tremellales, Cryptococcaceae.
AUGCGAUGGGACCCAUGCCAGCCGCCUGCUCCCAAACGAUCACGGCCCUCCUCGAAUACCACAUCCUGUCUCCCCUCUUCGCCACCGGAUUUCGAAAUCACCUCGCUCGACUCCAUCGCCGAAGCCCAAGAUCUCAUCCUCGAGCAUCUCGCCCUCAUCGCCCCUGUCAAAUCCCUCCAGCUCUCACGCUACCACUAUGCCAAAGCCCUACCCCUGAUAUACCACCACCUCUCAGUCCACCAGUCCAACACAGAGUCUGUCUUUUCGGGAACAGCACCAUUUACGGCAAGCAAGCUUGAAGCGUUCUCAUGCGUCAAAGAGCUCUACCUGUCUUUCGACCAAUGCGAUUGCCAACCCUGCUUUGGCAGCUGGCAAGAAGAAUGCCAGAAGAACACCCUCCACAGAGCCCUCAAAACAUUCUUCUCCCCCUCCGCCACAUCCUCCCCGUCUCCCUUCCCCAACCUCCAAAAGCUACACCUGAACCAAGAACUCUGGGCGCCCGGGCACUUUCUCUGGGUCAUCUGGAACGCCAUGUUCAAGAUCCUACCUUCCCUCGGACUGGAGGUGGUAUUGCAUGUGGAUAAUCCGGGGGUGCUGAGGAUGCCGAGCGGGAGGGUGAGGCAGUUGUUUAUGGCGGUGAAUACAAGGGGGCUGGUCUGGGAGUGGGAUGCGGCGAGGGGGGAUGGACGGUCUUUCUAUCGGCAGUGUGUGGAGAAGCCGGCGGUGAAGAGGAUGACUUGGCGGGUCGUGGGGGAACAUUCGCCCCAUCUGGACGUGCAAGCCAUUUACAUCAAUCACACCGUUCUGUUCCAGCCCUUUCCUGAAGCUGACAACGCUGAACAAGAGGAGCGGGAUCUGCAUCAGGCGUUGGGCAAGGGUUUGAGAGAGAUGAAGGAAAAGUGGAUACAUAGGUAUCCGGAGAUGAAGUAUUUGGAUGUGGAGACGAGAGUUGCGAUUGAGCUUUGGAAAAGACCGCCGCAGCCCUGUGCCAACAUGUUGUACGGUGUAGAACUUAUCAUCUGUAGAUACCAGACGACACAAGUGCUUAUAGAUGACGUUCGUUUCAUGACUGUUGUGAAUAUCAAAACCUAG